AUGGCAGAAUUUUUACCUAUUGAUUUACAAAAGAUUAACCAAAAAGCAAAAGGUUUUGAUGACAUUGUAAAUUCGAAAUUAAAAGCUUUCAAUAUUUUUAAGACUUUAGUAGAUGAAUGGAUGGCUAAUAAAAAAAAAUUUGCACGAGUAAAUAUUGCCUAUAAAAAACAAUUGAAUGGAAAAGUUGAGCAAAAUAUUGUAGAAGCAGAAAAGAAUGAGUUAAGGAGUAAAUUUAAGAAAGAAGGAAAGGAAUAUGAAGAGGAUAUAAUUGAAACAGUCGGACAAAUCAUAUCUACAAAAUGUAUGCGGGAAUUGAAGGCUGAGAAACCGGUAAACCAAGUGGAUUUGAAAUGGGUGCGUCAACUGUUUGAAAACAUCGACAAAAUGGUCAUUACUAUUGUGGAGAUUGCUGAAAUAUUAUUCCUAAUUGUUUCUGGUGUGGAGUUAAGAAGGGAUGACAUAGAGAAAAAGAAAAAUCCUCCUCCAGAAAGACCUAAAACAAAACAACAGUAUUUCUACGAAUUAAACGGUUUGUUAGGCUGGGAAUUGCUUACCGAAAGUGAAAAAGAAAAGUUUAAAGAAAUGAUUAGAAAAAGUUCUUUGGAAUCUGAUUGGAAAAAGGCUAUUGUUCAAAAAGCCCUUCGAGAAAUUGAAGCCGAAUUAAAUAGUAGACCUAAAAUCAGCGAAAAAGAUAUUAUUGAAACUGAACGAAAACGAGAACUAUUAGUAAUUAUUAAGAGAGUUCAUCAGCAAAAGAAUCAAAAUAAUUUAGAUCAACUUUUAGAGGAGGCCAUUCAACAAAUUAGAGAAGAACUAGAUGAGAUUAAAGAAGCCGCGGAUGUUGGUGAAAUUGAACUAAUUAGAAAAAUUAAUAAAUUACAUUCUUCAAAUUUUUACCGAGAAAAAGGGUCAGAGAUUGAAGCCAUAAAAGACCAACUUCAAACAUUAAAUCCGGAGCAAUUUCAAGAAUUCAUGGAACAAUUAUUAAACUAUCAAGCCAAAGAUAAUGGACUAAAUGAUAAAACAAUUAGUAGAAAUGAUUACCAAGUAUUAGCUUAUGAAAAGGUCAGAGAUAAAGUAGAUAAUUUGCGUGAACAAUUAAACCAAAAACUUGACAUGGAAGAACCAGAGGAAGAGCAAACUUCAUUGCCAAAAUGGUUCUGA
Funneliformis geosporum is the source of this 1164-nucleotide messenger RNA. NCBI's taxonomy places the organism in Eukaryota, Fungi, Glomeromycota, Glomeromycetes, Glomerales, Glomeraceae. The record is from the annotation of a GenBank genome assembly.